CUAUGCAGGCAGUCCCAAGUCUCAAAGACAGUGUAGCUAGCAAGUGAGACUGUAAGUGUAAAGACAUGAAGCCCUCUCACUGCAGCAGGUUGCUCCUGGUGUGCUCAGUUCUUGUGCUGUGCCUUGUAAGCGGAGGCGCGAGGUGUGACAAGUUAAGCAGCAAUUUCUACAGUUGGACAUGCCCCGGAGUGUACAACAUCGUCCAGCAGCACGUGUUUUCUGCCGUGAGGGAAGAGCUGAGGAUGGGGGCCUCCUUGCUUAGGCUCCAUUUUCAUGACUGCUUUGUCAAUGGCUGUGAUGGUUCAAUCUUGCUGGAUGGUGCUGACGGCGAAAAGUUUGCACUACCCAAUAAGAACUCCGUCAGAGGGUACGAGGUCAUCGACGCAAUCAAGGCCGAUCUCGAGAACAUGUGCCCCGGGGUGGUGUCCUGUGCUGACAUUGUAGCCCUUGCAGCUGGCUAUGGACUACUCUUUAGUGGAGGGCCUUGGUAUAAUGUUCUACUGGGGAGAAGGGACGGUCUGAAGGCGAAUCAGUCAGGAGCUGACAACGGGCUGCCCUCGCCGUUUGAACCGAUCAGCUCCAUCGUAAAGAAGUUUGCCGAUGUCGGCCUCGACACGAAGGAUGUCGUGGUUCUUUCAGGUGCCCACACGAUCGGGCGAGCCCGGUGCGUGUUGUUCAGCAACCGGCUGGCGUCUACCACGAGCUCGGCCGACCCGACGCUGGACGCCACCAUGGCCGCCAACCUGCAGAAGCUCUGUACCGGCGGUGACGGCAACCAGACCACCGCGCUGGAUGUCAGCUCCGCGGACGUGUUCGACAAGCAGUACUACCAGAACCUGCUGAGCAAGAAGGGCCUCCUGUCCUCCGACCAGGGCCUCUUCUCCGCCAACGAGGACGUGGUCGCCAGCACCACCAAGGCGCUGGUGCAGAAGUACAGCGACGACGGCGAGCAGUUCUUCUCGGACUUCGGUGCCUCCAUGGUGAAGAUGGGGAGCAUACCGUUGCCGGCGGGAUCCGCCGGCGAGAUCCGCUGCAACUGCAGGGUUCCCAACCCCAAAUGAGCAACGGCGAGCAGGGUUCAUUGGCGGUUAUAUGGAAAAGAUGAACGGGUAGCUAGGAAGAACUACCGACUGGGUAAUAAAAAAGCAGGACUGAGGAUUCAAUCCCAGGCGCUUGUCGCUACUAGAAUGCAGCACCGAGGGACACACUUUGUAAGUGAUGAUUAACUCCUGUAAAUGCUGCAACGAUCACUGUCAUACUGAUUAGUAGUAUAUGUAGAAUCAAAGGAUGCCACACUACCGAAAUGUUUGUAUUUCUUCCUACUUGUGCCAUCUGCCCAGAACAUAUACAUCAACUUACCUUCAUCA
Molecule: messenger RNA, 1367 nt
Organism: Hordeum vulgare subsp. vulgare (domesticated barley)
Lineage: Eukaryota; Viridiplantae; Streptophyta; Magnoliopsida; Poales; Poaceae
Product: peroxidase N-like
Exons: 4
Coding region: 66-1061 (331 amino acids)
Biological process (GO): hydrogen peroxide catabolic process; response to oxidative stress
Molecular function (GO): heme binding; peroxidase activity
Source: RefSeq, a predicted model, not a curated record